AUGAACCGAACCAUAGAGGUCCCUUCCCGAUGUCGUCUUCUUCACGGGAGUGCGGGGCGGAAGGGCAUGAGCGAUCCUGUCGACGAAGUGAGCCCGGGUAUCUCGAGCCGGACCUCGACGUCGAGGAUGAAAUCUACGCCAACCUCUCCAAGAAUAAUUACCAAUACGAGAACGGUGCGGAGGCUGAUUUCGGCCCCGAGGCGUACAUCCAGCGGCUGGAUGAGGAGCGCGCGAUGCGGGUUGCCCGUCGCCGCGCGCAGGGGAGGGGGAUUCAGCGGAUUUUAG
Molecule: messenger RNA, 285 nt
Organism: Phytomonas sp. EM1
Lineage: Eukaryota; Euglenozoa; Kinetoplastea; Trypanosomatida; Trypanosomatidae
Source: the annotation of a GenBank genome assembly